Molecule: messenger RNA, 1560 nt
Organism: Aspergillus steynii IBT 23096
Lineage: Eukaryota; Fungi; Ascomycota; Eurotiomycetes; Eurotiales; Aspergillaceae
Product: cytochrome P450
Exons: 3
Coding region: 1-1560 (519 amino acids)
Molecular function (GO): iron ion binding; heme binding; monooxygenase activity
Source: RefSeq, a predicted model, not a curated record
AUGUUAGCGAUUCUCGAAUCCCCCUCCCUAUUCUGGGUGGCAUUGUUGCUACCAGUAUUAUGGACUAUUUACGGUGCCAUCUGGCGUCUAUAUUGGAGUCCGCUGGCUGGGUUCCCGGGCCCCAAAUCGGUGGCUCUGACGCUCUGGGUGGAGUUUUACUACGACGUGAUUAAGAACGGCAUGUUCAUGUGGGAAGUAGAGAAGAUGCAUGCCAAAUACGGCCCAAUUGUUCGCGUCAGCCCCUACGAACUCCAUUGCAACGACCCGGACUUCUUUGACACAAUAUACGCCUCUCUACCGGCGCAGCGCGACAAGUGCCCGAAGUUCGCGCGCUCUCCCGACUGCAACAAUGCCACGGGGUUCACGGUCCAGCAUGCCCAUCAUCGACUCCGGCGCAAUGCCCUCGCUCCGUUCUUCAGCCACCGCAACACGGUUAUCUUGGAAGACCGCAUCAAGAGCUGCGUUGACCGGCUUUGCCUGAAUCUGCAGCACCACCAUGUCACGCAACGACCGUUUAACCUCACCGUGCAGUCGCUGGCCGCGACCAUGGAUAUCUUCACCAGCUACAGCUUCGGCGAGUCACUGGGUAUGCUGGCCGAUGAAGCCAAGGCGCUCAAAUGGCGCGAUACCAUCGUUCAUAUCAUGAAGGCUCUGCCUAUUGUGCGAAGCUUUCCCUUCAUGGCGCGUCUGGUCCCCGUGCUACCGGCCUCCGUCGCGAGAGUCGCCAUGCCUGAUAUUUCAGUGUUGAUGGAAUGGAAGCAGCACAUCGGCAACCAAGUCGCAGAUGUCCUCGCAUACAAAGGCCCCUACGCACAAUCGACCCGAGAGUCUAAAACCAAAACCAUCCUCGAAGAACUCCGCGACACGUCCAAGCUUCCUCCUGAGGAGAAAACCCUCCAACGGCUCUCCGAGGAGGGCUCGAUCCUCUUGAUCGCGGGCAGCGAGACCCCGGCCAAAGUCAACGCCAUCUUAUGGUAUCACCUCCUCGCCAACCCCGACAAGCUGGCUCGUCUCCGCGCCGAGCUCGCAACAAUCUACCCGGAUCCAGCAGCUCCUCUCCCUUCCAUAACAACCCUCAAGACCCUUCCGUACCUGGAAUCCUGUGUCCUGGAGGCCCUGCGCCUUCAAAGCGGUGUUUCGGGACGUUCGCCUCGUCUGGCUCCCACUCCCCUGCAAUACAAACAAUACACCAUCCCCGCUUGGACACCCCUUAGCUCGAUCUCGGUGUUCCAGCACUACAACGAGACGAUAUUCCCCGAGCCGAAGGCUUUCGUACCAGAGCGAUGGCUCACGCAGGGUCCGGACGGAGCGUCUGAGACGAUACGGGCUGAUCUCAAAAAGGACUUGGUUGCCUUUGGGCACGGCGCGCGCAGCUGUCUGGGUCAGAGCCUAGCUUAUGCGGAGCUGUAUCUUUUAACGGUGGCAUUGGCGACCAGGGUCGAUCUGCAGCUGUAUGAGACUGGUAUCGAGGAUGUGGAAAUCCAGAGGGAUUGGACGAUUCCGCAGCCGAGGAUGGGAUCUCAGGGCGUGAGGGUGAUGGUGAAGGGCGUUCGUUAUUGA